This is a messenger RNA of Erigeron canadensis, 1728 nucleotides long. RefSeq names its product probable protein phosphatase 2C 52. The transcript is spliced from 6 exons. The record is from RefSeq and is a predicted model, not a curated record. Lineage: Eukaryota; Viridiplantae; Streptophyta; Magnoliopsida; Asterales; Asteraceae. The coding region runs from base 180 to 1559 and encodes 459 amino acids. Gene Ontology annotation, molecular function: protein serine/threonine phosphatase activity. Gene Ontology annotation, biological process: protein dephosphorylation.
GUCAUCUCUUUCUCUGUCCCUCACUCACUCACUCAUCCCGUGUUUCUUUCAAUGCACUCCCCUCUAUAACCUCUCCACUUGAAUUCCCACAUCAAUUUACUACUACAACAAGCCGGGCGGAUCGUUUAUGAUACUGAGUCUUCUAUAUCGUAUAUAAAACGGAUGUUGGUCGACUGAAAAUGGGGUGUUGUGUUUCCACAAGUAGCAAGAGUUCUUGUAGUAGCAUGAGUGAAGGAGAGACCGUUUCUCCACCCUCUUGUUUUGAACUCGCCAUGUGUUGUGGACAAAAAAGAACAAAAACAACGUUUUCCGACCAUGUGAGUGCCUUGCAGAAUAUAUCAUCCAUUGAAAACAGGAUUUUCACUAAUGGGAAAAGCCGGAGUUCUUGCAUAUUUACUCAGCAAGGGCGGAAGGGAGUAAACCAAGAUGCAAUGAUUGUGUGGGAAGAUUUCAUGGCAGAAGAUGUGACUUUCUGUGGAGUCUUUGAUGGGCAUGGACCUUAUGGUCAUCUUGUUUCCCGUAAAGUUCGUGAUACAUUACCAUUAAAAUUAUUUUCUUUUCUUGAUUCGCACGAGUCAAAGAAAAAAAAGUCUACUGGUACUAUUUGUUGCAGUCAGGAUUCUGCUUCAGAUGGAGCAGAUUAUGAGGUGGGAAUAAACGAUAAGUUGGACUCGAUAUAUAGAGAUGCCUUUUUGAAAUCGUAUAAAUCGAUGGAUAAAGAAUUGAGGUUUCAUCCCAGUUUGGAUUGCUUUUGUAGUGGCAGCACUGCUGUUACAAUUGUAAAACAGGGAUUAAAUCUUUACAUGGGAAGCAUAGGAGAUUCUCGGGCCAUCAUGGCGUCCAACGAUAGCAACAAUUCACUUGUAGCAGUUCAGUUAACUGUUGAUCUGAAGCCUGACUUACCAAGAGAGGCUGAAAGGAUUAAACGUUGCAAAGGUCGCGUUUUUGCUUUGCAAGAUGAACCGGAGGUGUCUAGAGUUUGGUUGCCAUUUGAUGAUGCACCAGGGUUGGCAAUGGCACGCGCAUUUGGAGAUUUUUGUUUGAAGGAAUAUGGAGUCAUAUCUAUUCCUGAAUUUUCUCACAGGGUCCUCACUGACAGAGAUAAAUUUAUCGUUCUUGCCUCAGAUGGGGUUUGGGACGUUUUAAGCAAUGAAGAAGUGAUUGAUAUAGUGUCAUCAGCUUCAACUCGGUCAUCAGCAGCAAGGAUCCUAGUUGACUCAGCUGCUCGUGAAUGGAAAACCAAAUACCCGACAUCCAGAAUGGAUGAUUGUGCAGUUAUAUGUUUAUUCCUGGAUGGUAAGAUGGAUUCAGAUUCCGACUGUGAAGAACAAGAUUUCUCUUCAGCAACCUUAGCAGGUGAAUCAGACGAUGGCCAAAACUCAGAGCCAUCACUGCAGAGAAACUGUACGGUAAGACCAUCCGAAGAGAACAAUGAUGGCUGUUUACCAAAAGUUGGUGAUGAGGAAACGGCUGUGGGAUGGGCAGGGUUGGAAGGCGUCACCCGAGUCAAUUCACUAGUCCAACUUCCAAGAUUUUCAGAAGAGGCACCAAGACCAUAGUUAUUUGUAUCUUUUGUUUAGUUAACGAUUUACGUCUGGUGUAGCAUGUAUGAUAAUUCUGUUCAUUGUAAGUAUCCGAUUAAAUUCCCUAACCAAUGAAAGUCUAUACUGACGGAAGUAUGCAACAAUGUCGAUUGUGUGGUUGGUAUUUAAUUAUUUUCUGCAACAA